Messenger RNA from Misgurnus anguillicaudatus (oriental weatherfish), 6396 nucleotides. RefSeq names its product phospholipase C beta 1 (gene plcb1). Lineage: Eukaryota; Metazoa; Chordata; Actinopteri; Cypriniformes; Cobitidae. Gene Ontology annotation, molecular function: calmodulin binding; phosphatidylinositol-4,5-bisphosphate phospholipase C activity; calcium ion binding. Gene Ontology annotation, biological process: lipid catabolic process; phosphatidylinositol-mediated signaling; memory. The record is from RefSeq and is a predicted model, not a curated record. Gene Ontology annotation, cellular component: cytoplasm; nuclear speck.
GGGGAGAGACGCGCGCUAGGAGGCGCUGGAUCUCAGUGCGCAAAUGAGUCAGUCAAUGUGUGCGGAGGUCGUCCAGUUUCUCUCCAUCAUUUAUGAUCGCUGUUUCCUCCGAUCACUCCUGCCAUCCUGAGCGACAAAACUGCGACAUUCAGUCCAGUGAAAGAUCAUGCACAACAUUCACUCAUGUUCCCGGGGCUCCUAAAUGCCCAACCGCGUGCGUAAAGGCUUUCCAUUCACCAGAAUUGUUUGGCUGUCACUCCGUGCGCUCUGCUUCGGAGAAGAAAGAAAGAAACUCUGAUUUUUUAAAGCUGCUUUGGGGUUAAAUGUUGAAGCUGGAUGGCUGGAGCUCAGCCUGGCGUUCAUGCGCUUCAGCUCAAGCCGGUGUGCGUUUCGGAGAGUCUGAAGCGAGGCAGUAGAUUUAUGAAAUGGGAUGAGGAUUCGUCUACGGUGACCCCGGUGACGUUGCGUGUCGAUCCGCAGGGCUUCUUUCUUUACUGGACCGACCAGAAUAAGGAAACUGACCUAUUGGACAUCAGCCACAUCAAGGAUGCAAGAACAGGAAAAUGCACCAAAACUCCAAAGGGCCAUUUCCAUGAAGGAUGCAAAGAUCAUCUUUUCAGAGAGGCGAAGCUUCGAGAGCUACUGGAUGUCGGGAAUCUUGUGGGACGGAUAGAGAACAGAAUGUUAACAGUGGUGACGGGUCCUGACAUGGUUAAUAUACAGUACCUAAACUUCAUGGCAUUUCAGGAGGACGUCGCCAAGGAGUGGGCAGAUGAGCUUUUUAGUCUGGCGUCCAAUCUACUCGCUCAAAACAUGGGCAGAGAGUUGUGUCUGGAGAAAGCUUACACGAGACUCAAACUGCAGCCCAAUCAGGAGUCUCGAAUUCCUGUGAAAAACAUAUUUCGUAUGUUUUCGGCUGACCGGAAGCGUUUGGAAACGGCACUUGAGAGCUGUAACCUCCCGUCCGGCCGGAACGACUCCAUCCCUCUGGAGGAUUUAACCCCUGAGGUUUACAAAUCAUUUAUCAACAACCUCUGCCCGCGAUCUGAGAUUAACCAAAUCUUCACUGAUCUUGGUGCAAUUGGUGCAAAGAACACAAACUAUCUCACCAUGGAUCAGAUGACUGACUUCAUCAAUAACAAACAACGAGACCCGCGGCUCAAUGAGAUCUUGUACCCACCACUGAAGCCCGACCAAGCCCAAAUGCUCUUGGAGAAAUUUGAGCCGAACCCAGAAAUGAUUCAGAAAGGGCAAAUCUCUGUUGAGGGCUUUGCAAGGUAUCUGAUCAGUGAAGAGAACAGUGUCAUACCUCCAGAAAAACUCGACCAGAGUGAAGACAUGACUUACCCCCUGUCUCAUUACUUCAUCAACUCAUCCCACAACACAUAUCUCACAGCGGGUCAGCUAGCAGGAAACUCCUCCGUGGAGAUGUACAGACAGACACUUUUAUCCGGCUGUCGCUGUGUGGAGUUGGACUGCUGGAAGGGUCGUACGGCAGAGGAGGAGCCGGUAAUCACCCACGGCUUCACCAUGACAUCUGAGAUCUCAUUCAAGGAGGUGAUUGAAGCUAUCGCCGAGUGCGCUUUUAAAACGUCUCCCUUCCCCGUCAUCCUGUCCUUUGAGAAUCACGUGGACUCUCCUAAGCAGCAGGCUAAAAUGGCAGAAUACUGCAGAUCGAUAUUUGGAGACGCGCUGCUGACCGAACCCCUUGAGAAAUAUCCGUUGGAGUCUGGAGUUCCUCUGCCGAGUCCUCACGAGCUCAUGGGAAAAAUUCUCAUCAAGAACAAGAAAUCUCACCCUAAACCAUCAGACGGAAACACAAAGAAGAAGCUGUCUGAGCAAACGUCCAACACCAACAGUGAUUCGUCCAGCGUGUUUGAACCGUCAUCACCCAGUGCAGGACCUGCAGCGUCUGCAGAGGUGGAUGCAGAUGAAGAUGAUGAGGACGAGGAUGAAGACGAUGACUGCAAGAAAUCAAUGGAUGAGGGAACGGCGGGGUCCGAGGCUUUCGCCACUGAAGAAAUGUCCACGUUAGUUAAUUACAUCCAGCCCACCAAGUUUCACUCCUUUGAGAUUUCCAAAAAAACAAAACGCAGUUAUCAGAUGUCAUCGUUUGUGGAGACAAAAGCACUGGAGCAGCUGACAAAGACCCCUGUGGAGUUUGUGGAAUAUAACAAGUUUCAGCUGAGCAGAAUUUAUCCUAAAGGAACGCGUGUGGAUUCCUCAAACUACAUGCCUCAAGUCUUCUGGAACGCUGGCUGUCAGCUCGUAGCACUUAACUUCCAGACCAUUGAUCUUUCCAUGCAACUCAAUCUGGGCAUGUACGAGUACAACGGGAAAAGCGGUUACAGACUGAAGCCGGAAUUCAUGAGACGGCCGGAUAAGAAUUUUGAUCCGUUUACGGAGAGCACAGUGGAUGGGAUCGUAGCCAAUACUUUAUCAGUAAAGAUCAUAUCAGGACAGUUUUUGACAGAUAAGAAGGUGGGUGUCUAUGUGGAGAUUGACAUGUUUGGACUUCCAGUUGAUACGAGACGUAAAGCUUUUAAGACAAAGACGUCCCAAGGCAACGCCAUCAAUCCUGUGUGGGACGAGGAGCCCAUCGUCUUCAAAAAAAUCGUUCUGCCCACUCUUGCGUCCCUGAGAAUAGCCGUGUUUGAAGAAGGUGGAAAGUUCAUCGGUCAUCGUUUAAUUCCCGUCUCCGCCAUCAGACCAGGUUAUCGUUACAUUGGUCUGAGAAAUGAAAAGAAUCAAGCGUUGACUCUUCCAGCUUUAUUUUUGUAUAUUGAGGUCAAGGACUAUGUACCGGAUACGUUUGCUGAUGUUAUCGAAGCGCUCUCCAACCCGAUCAGAUACGUGAACUUAAUGGAGCAGAGAUCCAAACAACUGGCUGCUUUGACUCUAGAAGAAGGAGAAGAAGAGAAAGACAGCAAAGAGGCUGAAAGCAGCGUUGAGCACCCUUCAGAAGUUAAUACCGAACCUCGACCCGCCCCAAUAGAGAACGGCUUGAGUCACACGCCCAGCGCCGCUCCUAAACCUGCUUCUCAGAUCAGCGCACAGCCACAGUCCACAGGCUCAUUAAAGCCGGCUGUGAAGACUGAAGAUCUGAUUCACAGCGUUCUUACAGAGAUCGAAGCUCAGUCCAUAGAGGAAUUGAAGCAACAAAAGGUGUUCGUUCGGGAACAGAGACGACAUUACAAAGAGAUGAAGGACCUGAUGAAGAAACAUCACAAAAAAACCACCGAGAUGAUCAAAGAACACACGGCCAAAUACAACGAGUUCCAGCACGAUUACCUGCGCAGACGCGCCGUCCUCCUGAAAUCUGCCAAACGAGACGGUAAGAGGAGGUGUUUGUCGUCCAGUCCAGAACACGGACCUUCGUUCUUCGAGCAGGAGGUGGCCAAUCUGGAUCAGGAGAACCGACAGAAACUUUCUGAACUGAAAGAGCAACAACAACAGCAGCUACUGAACCUCCGUCAGGAACAAUAUUACAGUGAAAAAUACCUGAAGAAAGAGCACAUCAAACAGGUUAUUGAGAAGCUCACCGUCAUUGCAGAAGAAGGUCAAAGCAACCAGAUGAAGAAGCUGAAGGAACUGUGUGAAAAAGAGAAGAAAGAACUGAAGAAGAAAAUGGACAAGAAGAGACAAGAGAAGCUGAACGAAGCCAAAACUAAAGAGAAACAUCUGACAGAAGAAGAGAAACUGGAAAUCAACAGGUCGUAUGUCAAUGAAGUGGUUCAGCAUAUUAAGAGGUUGGAAGAUGCCCAAACCAAAAGACAUGAAAAGCUGAUAGAGACUCACAAGAGCAUUCUGCAACAAAUACUAGAUGAAAAACCCAAGCUUCAGAACGAUCUGGAUCAGGAAUACCAGGAUAAAUUCCGUCGGCUUCCGCUGGAGAUCCAGGAAUUUGUGCAUGAAAGCACCAAGAGAAAGACUGAGGAUGGAGAUCAGGAGGUUCUGCCUUCUUCUGCAACACUGGAGAAACUCAUGCAGAAGGGCGCCCAGUCUGAAGAUGACCUAGAGGAAGAGAAGAAGGAUUUAACCGUGUGAUGUUUUAAAGGCUUCACGAUCUCAUUCCGCUUCACCUUUACUUUCGAUCUUUUACAUAUUUGACGUUUUUAAGGAUUGCGUUUUCUCCAGAAGAUAUCAACAGCAGACAGCAGGAGAAUCUGUGGUAACAAGCCAUGGACCUUCUCACCAGAAACCCAUGGCUUAAUGUCAUACGGAAAAACAUUUGAUUAGGAGUUCUUUAUCAUUUUAUUUUAUUUUAUUAACUAUUUGUCUACUUGAUCUAAUUAUUUUUAAAACGAGUAAAACCGAAUAGUUUUAUUGUUUUUGGCAGGUGCAGGUCAUCAACACUGUACAGAGAGACUGUAGUCAUGAUGAUGAUGAUGAUGAUGAUGAUGAGUGAUUCUCAUUGAAACACAAAGGUCACAUUUCACUCCAAAAUCAAAAGAAAUAAAAGUGUAAAGGAUUCUCAUUGGAUUCUUAAAAAAAGUAAUGCUAUUUUAUAUGAUUUUUCAUCUUGAAAUCUGACCUGUACGUUUAGUGAGAUUCACCCUUACAUAUGAGAGAGUUUGUGAAAGUCGUCUGUUUUAUUUGCACUGAAAUGUUGAUGAUGAUGAUGUUGAAUCAUCUGUUUGCUGCUGAUGGUUAAUUUCAUUCUCGAGUGCUCUGUUGUGUAUAUUACAGAAGCGCUCACAGGUGAUUUUUACACCCACUGCUGGACAUGAAACCGAAACCGAGAUGCUGAAACACAGAGAGCGGUAACAGUUGUCAGGGACGCAUGCUUUCAGCCAAUCAAACGCUUCCUGCUUCUACACAUACAUGUAUAUGUCAGCAAUAUAGCUCGUGUUGUAAUGUGAUAACUAUCAAUUUGUGAAGAUGUGUUUAAACUUAUAAUCAUUAUUUAUUUUUUAAAGCCAAUAACAAACAUACAUCUUUAUUAAUUCUGUAUAUUUCUGUUUUAUUUGCUGUUUAAAGGGACCAUUUUAAAAUCUUCUUAUUUAUGUUUAGGAGGUUUUAUGAAGCUCUACUGUAAUGUUUUGUUAGUUAAUAACUAAAGUUUGUAAUGUGGGCAGAAUUAGCAUAAAAGUGAAUCUCAUGAGAGCUCAUUUCAACCCAACAUAAUAAUAAAAAAUCUUUAUUCUGCAUAGAUAAAAUGAGGCUGUGUAGUUCUCGAUAAAGAGAAUCACUUUAGGGUGAAAAAUGUUAAAAUGUGCAUGAUGUCAUGAUCAAACAAAUUCCUGUAAGCAAAAAAAAAAAAAAAGCAUCUUUAUGGGGUGAUUACACAGAGUUCCUGAGAUUCACCCCAGUGUUUAUGAAAUACAGAUAAAGAAGGCAAAAAAUGAUAUUGGAUAUGCACUUUGGAGGUAUUUUCAUGGUUAUGCAAUCUUUCUAUACAAGUCAAAUAGCAUGGGAUUUUCCUUUAUAAUAUAUCAUCUUGUUAUGGACAUUUAAUGCCAAGUCAAAGUUGGUUGUUGAUUUUUUUUUUUUAAUAUGUUAGGUCAUAUUUCUCAGAUUACUGCUUUCUUUAAGCACCUUGUUUGGCUGUUAUUUUACCUCUUUAUUUCAUUAAUAUACUGUAUGAUGUAAAUCACUGAAAAGUGCCAAAUGUUUUUUGUUUUCUAUUUUAUGUGACUGAUGGUUCAAGAAAACCACCAGAAAUGAUAAAAACACAUUGCAUGUUGCAUAACACCUGUUUAGUCUAUUUACAGACUAAACUACUGGACUAUUUGCUUUAAAGAGACUCAAAUGUUAUUGGGAAAUUGAUGCAGUUGCAGCUACUAAAGAGAGUUUAUCAUUUAUUAUCAUCAUCCCUGCAUUAUAGUUUACAUGUAAAAUCAAUCCUUGUAUAUUCACUUCUAGGAGUAUUGUAUUGAAUUUUUACAACUUUCAAUUGAUUCUGUGCUAUUGUUUCCUUUUGACCAAAAUCUUUUUGCAAUGUAAAAUUACUUGAAUUCCUUUUAUGACUAAGAUUAUUUUUGAUGGGUUUAAAGUGAAGUCCUGUGCCUUUGAAUGUUUAAUCUAUGUUAGAUGUGGAAUGUAAAGUGAUGAUGAAUAGAUGCUCAUUUUUGUAUAAACCGUAAGCGCACUUUUAAGACAUUUGUACAACUACGGAAUUAGAGAUAGAGGUGACGGGUCAAACUUUUCACCAUUGUUUCACUGAAUGCCACUAUAUUGUUUUACAUUUAAUUGAUUUCUGAUUUUAACAUUUAAGAACAUUUUGUCCAGUUUGGUUGUUAGUCUAACCAAUAUCAACAUCUUUGAAAGACAAAUAUUGUUGAAUGUAAGUUGUGCUUGUGCUGUGCAUUGGUUUUAAUAAAAUGGUUAUUGUGAAAUUUGGUCUUUGAAGAGUAUGAAACAUUAAAUAUAUAUUUAUAUAUAAUUCAUUUCAAG